AUGGCUCUUGGAGUCCGUUUGCUCUUGCCCGAUACCGCUCUCCCUUGGGUCAGAGAGUGUGACUUUGCCGCCUGGGAGACUGAAGCCAAAUCUUUAUUUCACUCAUCCACAGGGACCAGGACAACAUUUUUGGAAGAGUUCCCCGUCGUGAAGGAGGAGCUGGAAGCAGGCAUCAGAAAGCUCCACGCCCUUGCAGACCACAUCGACACAACCCACAGAACACUCACCAAAACCAACAUGGCGGCCAACUCCAUGGCGGUGGUCUCAGGAGCCAUGAGCAUCCUGGCUCUAGUCCUUGCUCCGGCAACAGCAGGAGGAAGUCUGAUGUUCUCCGCUGCUGGUAAAGGUCUGGGGACAGCAGCUGGGGUCACCGGCAUCUUGAUCAACAUUUUGGGACACUUGCGAAAUCAAGAAGCCCGAGCUCAGGCCAGCAGCCUAGUGCCCACCCGUGGCCACGAGGUCGGGGAGCCCGGGGGGCAGAAGGCGUCUUACCUCAUGGCUGUUGGAAAGAUGGCUUAUGACUAUGGAAGUGCCAUCAAGGAUAUUAAGAAGGACAUCCGCGCCCUUCAGAUAGCUAGAGCCCACCCACGUCUGGCCACUGCUGCUAAGCGUCUCCUGACCACUGGCCGAGUCUCGGCCCGAAGGAGCAGGCAGGUGCAAAGGGCCUUUAAAGGCACGACGCUGCUGAUGACGACAAACAUUCGCUUGCUGGGGAGUGCGAUGGCGGGCUUAUCCCUCGGCCAGGACUUGACCGCCCUCCUGAAGGACUGGAAGCGACUGAAGGAAGGACCAAGGACGAAGUCUGCGGAAGAGCUGAGGGCCCAGACCUGGGAGCUGGAAAGGACGCUGACAGAACUCACCCAGCUCUAUGAGAGCCUGAAGCGGAGGAAACUCUUCCAAGAGGAAAGACCCAGGAGCUCAUCUUCGGGAGGAGCCACGGGGGUCUCUGCCCCAGCCCCCAGCCAGGCGUGGGGAAGCAGGACCCCAGGGGACACAAGAGGACGAGGGCAGGCUGAGCCGCCGGGCCUCUGAGCAGAAUUAAAAGGGGCAGGGCGGAGGCGGGCUGGUUGGCAGAAGGGAUGCCUGGAAACUGAGCAACCGGGAGGUCCACCUGGGUCCCGAGGGCGCUGUCGCCUGGUGAGGGUGGCCAGGGCCAUCUGUCCUGCCUCUCUCCUUUGCCACCCGGCUUCUUCAUUGUCCCCCACUCUUCCCUGGGGAGCCACCUCAUUCCCACUGCUUUGUCAGCACCCCGUUCGCUCAUGUGCACACAGGCUCUCUGCUAAGCGGGGACCAUGAGACAAGGAAGGUCCCUCAGGUGAAGGUCACCUUGGGCUCACCUUGCGCUCACCGGCCGCCUUGCUCUGCUCUCUACCUGCCCCUGCCCUGCAGUAAAACCCUGGGUUUGCACACACAGGGAUGUCACCGCAACCUGCCCGACCAGAUUCCAUCAGGAGCCCUCCCUUUCUCCCCAAGUGCUCUGCGCAACUUAGGACCUCUCCAGGCUUCCCCAUUCACCUGUCUUUUCUUCUUUUCUUCUUUUUUAUGUUUUAGCUGCUAUUUUGAAAGCAGUGCAUGGACAUGAGGGACAACUUUUUUUAAAGUUCAGGAAAGUAAAAACCAGGCGUUGGAAACAAUGCAUCAACCAAGGGUGACCACUGUUGGCAGCCGGGUGUGGAAUUUCCUUCCCGUGGUUACUUGCUUUGGGUGUUAAAGUGUAGCGGUCAUUAGACUGCGUGCGGGCGGGGGGCGGGGCUUCCUCCAGGCUGCCUUUACAGGUUUUUUUUUCUGCAAACCAAUGAGUGGUCUUGCUCUCAUUCUCAAUUCCUUCAUUUGCCUACAGACCUAGCACUUUGCAUUUUGCUGUUUUCACUUAACGACAUUUUCCUGCCCUUCUAUAUUUCACUUGGUUUUUAUAGACUUUUUUCGUGUGUUGCACAAUAUUCUCUUGGUUGUAUGUAGUCUUUUUUUUU
Molecule: messenger RNA, 1970 nt
Organism: Herpailurus yagouaroundi (jaguarundi)
Lineage: Eukaryota; Metazoa; Chordata; Mammalia; Carnivora; Felidae
Gene: APOL6
Product: apolipoprotein L6
Exons: 4
Coding region: 1-1032 (343 amino acids)
Biological process (GO): lipoprotein metabolic process; lipid transport
Cellular component (GO): extracellular region; membrane
Molecular function (GO): lipid binding
Source: RefSeq, a predicted model, not a curated record